CCGGAUGGAAGGGUGGAAGACAUGUUCAUCCCAGGAUGCGAGGGGGUUGAGUCCUGCAUCAUGCGUAGAGGGGAAACCAAAGUCGUACAUAUACAGUUUAUGCCUUACAGACCUGUUGAGGCAGUGACUUCAAUUGUACACGUCGAAGUAGGAUGGUUCAUCUUCCCAGUAACCUUGAAUGAACCUAAUGCUUGUCUACAUAGUCUUCCUUGUCCUCUAGCUCCUUAUACCAACUACGAAUAUGUCUUCAAUAUAACCAUAGACGAGUCUUCUCGUACUUUUUCAGGCAAGAUCAAAUGGGAGCUGACUGAUGAGGAUGGAGAGGACCUCGCAUGCGUAGAAUUUGCUGGAGGAAUUUCAUGAUGAAACAAAUGGCGGCUGGUAAAAUGGAGAUGUCCUUCUUGGAUAAAGAAUAUUGGACUAAGAAGACUAUUAAGUAGUCAACUCAAGCACUUGACACAUUAGACAUUUUCUAGUUUGUUCCAAGGGA
Molecule: messenger RNA, 490 nt
Organism: Macrosteles quadrilineatus (aster leafhopper)
Lineage: Eukaryota; Metazoa; Arthropoda; Insecta; Hemiptera; Cicadellidae
Gene: Npc2a
Product: NPC intracellular cholesterol transporter 2 homolog a
Exons: 3
Coding region: 22-363 (113 amino acids)
Source: RefSeq, a predicted model, not a curated record